Messenger RNA from Alternaria atra, 1296 nucleotides. RefSeq lists its product as uncharacterized. Lineage: Eukaryota; Fungi; Ascomycota; Dothideomycetes; Pleosporales; Pleosporaceae. The transcript has 3 exons. The record is from RefSeq and is a predicted model, not a curated record. The coding region runs from base 1 to 1296 and encodes 431 amino acids.
AUGGCUAGAAACCCCCUCCGCGCACUACGGAAGCUUAUUCGUACCAAAAGAUGGUUGACUAAACGUCGAACUUUAAUUAGCCUUCCUGUCGAGCUACUCCAGAUGAUCGGAAUGAAGCUUAUCGACCACUCGACUUAUGAACAUCUAGCCAUACCGCAAUCUACGCCGGACGGGCGGACGGCAGUUUACAAUACUCGUUUAUCAUGUCGAUGUCUUCGCGACGCCUUCGAAACGGUAUUCAUGGAGAUCAUCUACGACCUGCCAUAUCGUUGCACAGAAGAGAGUUUGGGCCGUUUGAUUCAGCUGUUACAAGUCCCUGAGGUGUCAAAGAAGUUUAGACAACUCACUAUUGUCGGAGCUGAUAUAGUCAGUGUGGAAGCUGAAGAAGGACAGACCACCUGGAUGAGACAAAACUUGAAGAAUACUUUCAGGACGAUCCUGAACCUCUUACCUCACUUGACAAGUAUCAGAUGUAUUCCAGUUAGUGAGUACAACUUCGAACGAGAAGACGGCCAAGGAAACAGUGCCGUAGUCGAAGGGGUUGGAGAAGAGAAUCUCCAUCACUCGGUCAUUAUCUUGACAAGCAUUCAAAGCGCAUUAAGAAUGACUGCUCACACAGCAGAGUCUUUCACGUUAAGGUGCAGCUAUAGUAACACCGUCAAACUGGAGGAGGGACACAAUGGUACAAUCCGCGGCCGUGUAACUAUCUUUCCUCUCCUUGAGGGCCAUGACGAUCGUCUCCAGCAUCUCACAGUCGACUUGGAGUGUCUUCAGACAUACGGCGUCAACGCGGGUGGUCAAAUAGCACUACCCUUUCUCGCAAGCUUGACAAUCAUUUUGACACGACCCGAGAUUGAUUACGAAGAAAUGCUGGGAUUGGAUAUUCUGGCGAAUACGAUGCCUGGACAGCUCACAUUCACCGGUACGCGGCACAAGCCACCGUCACACCUAGUCUUGUGCCAGAUAGCCAUAAGACUGAAGCAUCAUCGUCAUGACCCCAAUCCGCCUCGUCCAAUUGGUUUCGCGGAUAACUUCCGGAUCGGUGUCUUCGAAGUCCGAGACGUAACGUGGAAUCGAUAUGUCAGCAGACGUUCCAGGCGAGAGAGCAAGGGACGAUGUGAGACAGGUUGGGAUUUAUUCCCUCAUCUUUGUGAGCUAGCAAACGUUGUACGUGUACGGAACUCGCUGGGUGAAUACGAAGACUUUCUGGAGAGACCUGAUGGGGUUUUGGAGAUUGAAGGUUUCAGCGAUCUCGACGAGGGGCCCAACCAGGAUGAGAGUAUUGGAACCGACUAG